AUGCGACACAUCACCAGAUCUCGGGAAGUUCUGAUACGCCUAGCGACGACGACACCGACAACCAGCCCCUUCAACGGAAUCGCCAGGUACGUUUGCAUGCCGUUCCUUUCCUCUGCGUCCACUGUACCCGUCAAUUUACUAACGUCGUGUCUGUUCCACAGUUCCAUAAUUCAAAAUGAGUACGUCCCAUGUCGAAAUAUCGCACCGCGAUCCUCCGCAACCUCGAAUCUGUUGAAACUAACAACCACUGCAGCGAAGGGUACCUCGAGCUUCGGAAAGCGCCACAACAAGACGCACACUCUCUGCCGUCGUUGUGGCAAGCGGUCUUUCCACAUCCAGAAGUCGACCUGUGCCAACUGUGGCUACCCUGCCGCCAAGACCCGCAAGUUCAACUGGGGUGAGAAGGCUAAGCGCCGCAAGACCACCGGCUCCGGCCGCAUGCGCUCCCUCCGCGACGUCCACCGCCGCUUCCAGAACGGCUUCCAGACUGGUACUCCCAAGGGUGCCCGUGGCCCCGAGACCAACUAG
Penicillium canescens is the source of this 528-nucleotide messenger RNA. Its product is annotated as 60S ribosomal eL37 domain-containing protein. The record is from RefSeq and is a predicted model, not a curated record. NCBI's taxonomy places the organism in Eukaryota, Fungi, Ascomycota, Eurotiomycetes, Eurotiales, Aspergillaceae. Gene Ontology annotation, molecular function: structural constituent of ribosome; RNA binding. Gene Ontology annotation, biological process: translation. The coding region runs from base 1 to 528 and encodes 175 amino acids. Gene Ontology annotation, cellular component: cytosolic large ribosomal subunit; ribosome. The transcript is spliced from 4 exons.